AUGUCCGAACGAAACGAUAACACCGGUGCCUCUGGAGCCGACAACAGCACCACAACCAAAACAGCAGACGAACUCCGUAAGGGCGAUUAUGUGAUAUUCGAAGGUCGUCCGUACCAGAUUGUGAGGCAUUUAUUUACUAAUUGCACACGUCCCAAAGUGGAAAUCGUUAUGAUCGACAUCUUCACCAGAGAGCAGUGCAAAAGGGAACUAGAGACAUUGGCGCUGGUGCAGAUCCUGGCAGUACGCCAGGACGAUUAUCAAGUGAUCAAUCUCGACGACGGACUUCUUACACUCCCGGCGCGCGAGGGAGACGGGAAGAACGAUGUGAAGUUGCCAGAAGGAGACUUGGGUACUGAAAUCCAGGAGGCCUUUGAGAAGGGCAAGAACGUUGUUGUCACAAUCAUCUCUGCGAUGGGCGAGGAGGGAGUGGCGAAGUACAAGACAGUCGCCAAGAAGUACAAGACAGUUGCCAAAACUUAG
Fulvia fulva is the source of this 480-nucleotide messenger RNA. RefSeq names its product Eukaryotic translation initiation factor 5A-1. Gene Ontology annotation, biological process: positive regulation of translational elongation; positive regulation of translational termination. Gene Ontology annotation, molecular function: RNA binding; ribosome binding; translation elongation factor activity. The transcript is spliced from 3 exons. The record is from RefSeq and is a predicted model, not a curated record. The coding region runs from base 1 to 480 and encodes 159 amino acids. NCBI's taxonomy places the organism in Eukaryota, Fungi, Ascomycota, Dothideomycetes, Mycosphaerellales, Mycosphaerellaceae.